This is a messenger RNA of Lodderomyces margitis, 1236 nucleotides long. RefSeq names its product 3',5'-cyclic-nucleotide phosphodiesterase PDE1 (gene PDE1). The record is from RefSeq and is a predicted model, not a curated record. Gene Ontology annotation, biological process: cAMP catabolic process; cGMP catabolic process; negative regulation of glucose mediated signaling pathway. Lineage: Eukaryota; Fungi; Ascomycota; Pichiomycetes; Serinales; Debaryomycetaceae. The transcript has a single exon. Gene Ontology annotation, molecular function: 3',5'-cyclic-AMP phosphodiesterase activity; 3',5'-cyclic-GMP phosphodiesterase activity. Bases 1 to 1236 code for a protein of 411 amino acids.
AUGUCAUUCGAAAUAACAUUCUUAGGAGCUAGUGGUGGCCCACUAGAAGGAAACACCUGUUCACUACUACUUAAAUCCACUAGUAUUGGAUACUCUGAGCUAUUGGAGUUGGAAACUGAUCCAGACAGCAAUCCAAAUACCUACAAGACCAAUACCGAAGAAUUACUAUGUAUAGAUGCCGGAUCAGGUAUGGGCAAACUCACGGAAAUCAUAUACCAAGAAAGCAAGUAUCACAAAUCGGCAUGCAACUUGUUGAAUUACUAUUUUGAUUCGGAACCUAUCGACUACUAUUACCAUAAAGAUGUACAACGUAUUGAGCCAUUUGUCAAAUUUAACCAAUACAAUACCAUCACAUAUUCUAAGCUUUUGUUCAACAAGUUGAACAAUUUCCUAAUAACGCAUCCUCAUUUGGAUCAUGUGUCCUCAUUAGUGAUUAAUUCUGCAGGGUUCACGGUAAAUAAUCCACCCAAGCGAGUCUACGGCUCGAAAUACACCAUCAAAUCACUUCAACAACAUUAUUUCAAUGGAAUAGUGUGGCCGAACAUGCCCAGUUUUGAUAUCCUCGAGUUGACGCAGUUGGAGUUUGAAACGACGCAUAAAGUAGGUGAAUACAAUGUUCGCAUGUUUCCCUUGAGUCAUGGCGAGUUGAAUAUGAUUGAGAGUAAAAAUGCUGGAAGACAUUCUAGCAUUACGACUAUCCCUGCUGGAGUCAGUGAGGAUCAUUAUAAACGGUCAUUGACGGGUCAACGAAGCAGCGACCCCGACGUGCACCAUUAUCAAUCCACCUCAUUUUUGGUAUCACGAAACGAUGUAUAUCUACUUGCAUUUGGUGAUUUUGAAAGUGACAUGGUUAGCAAACUCCAGCGUAAUCAAAAGAUUUGGAAAUACGUGGCACCAGUGGUGUUACAACAUAAAUUGAAAGGUGUCAUUUUAGAAUGUUCAAAUGCGGGGGAACCGGAUCCAAACAAGUUGUAUGGCCAUUUGACGCCAAAACAUGUUAUUUAUGAAUUAAAACAGUUGGAACAAGAAUGUAAAAAGUUGGAGAAAAAUACAGAACACCCAUUGAAGGGACUCAAUGUCAUUGUUAAUCAUGUCAAGGAACCGAUACUAUCGAAUCUCCGUGAGAUCACCGAUCCACGAAAACGCAUCUUGACUGAUUUAAACAAAUACAAUGAGGAAGAAGGUUUAGGGUGUUAUAUAUCGAUUGCUUUAAGUGGUACUACCAUAGUGUUGUAA